AUGUCGACACUCCAUCUCUUCACCUUCCUCCAUCCCGUCACCAAGCUCGUUUUCUUCGCCUUCCCCCGCUCCCUUGCCAAGCUCAUCUGCUUCGCCUUCGGCUAUCCCAUCGCCGAGCUCGUCCUCAAUCGCGUCUUCCGUUCCAUCGCCAAGCUCAUCUGCUGUGCCAGUCCCGAGCUCAUCUUCUACAUCUUCUACACCUUCCGCGAUCCCUUCGCCAAGCUCAGCCUCUGUUGUCACUACCACAGUGGUAAGCGUCACUACGGCUACUCCAUCGAGCUCCGCUUCCAUCGUGUCGCCCUCGUCCGCUUCUUCCAGCUCAUCCGCUUCACCGUCUCCUAUCCCAUCGCCCUCUUCAGCCUCCGUCGCUACUACCACCGUCGUAAGUGUGACUACGGUCACUCCGACACCGAGCUCCAUUCCGGCCGCAUCAUCCUCGGUCGCUUCUUCUAG
Molecule: messenger RNA, 453 nt
Organism: Alternaria metachromatica
Lineage: Eukaryota; Fungi; Ascomycota; Dothideomycetes; Pleosporales; Pleosporaceae
Exons: 2
Coding region: 1-453 (150 amino acids)
Source: RefSeq, a predicted model, not a curated record